Penicillium cataractarum is the source of this 2181-nucleotide messenger RNA. RefSeq lists its product as uncharacterized. Gene Ontology annotation, cellular component: membrane. The transcript has 3 exons. Bases 1 to 2181 code for a protein of 726 amino acids. NCBI's taxonomy places the organism in Eukaryota, Fungi, Ascomycota, Eurotiomycetes, Eurotiales, Aspergillaceae. The record is from RefSeq and is a predicted model, not a curated record.
AUGAGCCGCGCUUGCGAAGCACAAGAUAUACGGCCUGCGGAGGUGCCUGAUUCCAAGACAGCUGACAAGCAGGCAGAAGUCUUCGAAGAGAGCUAUGACAGCCCCCGUCAAGCCGGCUUUCAGCCUCCUUUAUACCUGAAAUGCGGGCCUCUCCUGCGCUUUACUGGUAUUGACAGAAAGCCGCGAAUGGACGAGCCCUUGAGUAGGGAUGUAAUGGAAAUAUGGGAAGGGAGUGUUAUGGUUGUGACUGUGGAUGCUAUGUCAACCUACAUGAAGCCUCCGACCCUCUGGCUCUUUAAGCAGACGGUCGACCUCCAGACUUCUGAAGCCCAAAAGAGUGCCCCCAGUGGUCAUCAACUGGCAGCAGAGUUCGCAGACCCUCUCACCGGUCAGAUCAAGAUGUCCAGAUUUGGCAAGCCGCUGUAUGUAAAGCCAGUGGGUAGCCUUCAAGAAAGGAGGGAUCUUUCUUGUGACGAUAACAACGGUCUGUUUGAGACGACCGAAGAUAACCAAACGGCUACAACAUCGUCAAAUGUCGCAGACCUAUACCCCGAAAAGAGGGAUAAUAACCAGAGACAUGAAGUCUACAAAAUUAUCGGUACGCACCUGCACGCUGAACGGGGGUUAACAUUUUGGAAGUUCAAACUUGAAAUCCCGCUAGGCCCCCGCGAAACCCGAAUCAUCUACCAUAUAAACCACGGCACUACCACCAGUUUCUGGAUUCCCGCAAAGGGGCAAGGAAUGAACGUCAUGUUUCAAAGCUGUAAUGGAUUUUCUCUUUCCGUCGACCCGGACCCUUACUCCGGGCCGGAUCCUUUAUGGCGCGACGUUUUGAAUGCCCACCAGAAACGCCCCUUCCACCUCAUGAUUGGAGGGGGCGACCAGAUUUACAAUGACGCGUGCAGAGUGCAGACACGUUAUUUUAAGAAAUGGACAGGGAUGAAGAAACCUCGCCCCAAGCAAUCUUUGAGCUUUAGCGCUGAAAUGCAGGAAGAGCUCGAGGACUUUUACUUAGCCCAUUACUCUUCAUGGUUUUCUCGGGGACUUUUCGGGAUGGCCAACUCUCAGAUACCUAUGAUAAAUAUUUGGGAUGAUCACGACAUCAUUGACGGCUACGGUUCCUACCCGCAUAACACAAUGGCGACUCCUGUAUUCAAAGGACUAGGGGCCGUGGCGUUUAAAUACUACAUGCUCUUCCAACACCAGAGCGUUCCUGAAGAGACAGAACAGGAGGAGCAAAGCUGGCUGCUUGGUGCUGAGCCUGGGCCAUAUAUUGAGGAGUUCAGUCGGAGUAUAUUCACAUUUCUUGGCUCUCGUGUAGCCUUUUUGGGGCUAGAUUGUCGCACCGAGAGGACGCGCAACCAGAUUCUUUGCCAGAAUACCUGGGAUCUGGUAUUGGGACGCUGCAAGGAGAAGAUUGUAAAGGGCGAGGUUAAACAUCUCAUUGUCCUUCUAGGCGUGCCAAUUGCGUACCCCCGGCUAAACUUUCUUGAAAAUGCCUUGACAUCAAAAGCAAUUGAGCCUCUGAAAGCGCUUGGGCGAAUGGGAAUUCUUGGAAACUUAUUCAACAAGUUUGAUAGCGGUUUUGAGAUUCUGGAUGAUCUCGAAGACCAUUGGACUGCAAAGCAUCACAAGUUAGAAAGAAACUGGUUCAUCCGACAAUUGCAAGACUUGGCAGCGGCAAAGUCGGUCCGUAUAACUAUUCUUGGCGGCGAUGUCCACCUCGCCGCCGUCGGCCAAUUCUAUAGCAACAGAAAGCUCGGUAUUCCGCAAGUUCAUGACCAUCGUUACAUGGUCAACAUCAUCUCCUCAGCGAUUGUCAACAGGCCACCUGCAACCAUGCUUGCGAACCUGAUAAAUCGACGCAAUAAGGUUCAUCACUUGGACAAAGAGACAGAUGAAGACAUGGUCUCCAUGUUCCAGCGAGACGUUGAUGGCAAGUCCAGGCGCAACACUCAUCUACUGCCACGUCGAAACUGGUGUUCACUCCUUGAGCACAACAGAGGCGGCUUGAAAAUUUGCAUAAACGUUGAAAAAGUACAGGGUAAUCCUGCUGGUACAUCUGUUGAAUAUUCGUUCUUUAUUCCCACCCUGGAUUACCGCGAACCUCGGAAACUUAUUAAAGAGAGAUUGAAGUGGAGGCGGUGGCCCUUUUUAGGUCAUUCAGCGGAAAAGCGGUAG